AUGGAGCGCUGGGCCGAGGCGGCGGCAGCGGACAGCGGCGCUUCAGUGGCUCGCUCAGCCGGCCCUCCCGCUCCUGUGCGCUGCUCCUCCAGGCCAGCGUGCGCGGUCACCAUGGCGUCCAGUGAGGAGGACGGCACCAACGGUGCCUCCGAGGCCGGCGACGAGAAGGAAGCCCCGGGCAAGCGGAGACGUCUAGGCUUCCUGGCCACCGCCUGGCUCACCUUCUACAAUAUCGCCAUGACCGCCGGGUGGUUGGUUCUAGCUAUUGCUAUGGUACGCUUUUAUAUGGAAAAAGGAACACACAGAGGUUUAUAUAAAAGCAUUCAGAAGACACUUAAAUUUUUCCAAACAUUUGCUUUGCUUGAGGUAGUCCACUGUCUGAUUGGAAUUGUACCCACUUCUGUGCUUGUGACAGGGGUCCAAGUGAGUUCAAGAAUCUUCAUGGUAUGGCUCAUCACUCACAGCAUAAAACCCAUCCAGAACGAAGAGAGCGUGGUGCUUUUUCUGGUCUCCUGGACUGUGACAGAGAUCACUCGCUAUUCCUUCUACACAUUCAGUCUUCUCGACCACUUGCCGCACUUCAUUAAAUGGGCCAGAUAUAAUUUUUUUAUCAUCUUAUAUCCUGUUGGAGUUGCUGGGGAACUUCUCACAAUAUAUGCUGCCUUGCCUUACGUGAAGAAGUCAGGAAUGUUUUCAGUAAGGCUUCCUAACAAAUACAAUGUCUCUUUUGACUACUACUAUUUUCUGCUCAUAACCAUGGCCUCAUAUAUACCGUUGUUUCCUCAGCUCUAUUUUCAUAUGUUACGUCAAAGAAGAAAGGUGCUUCAUGGCGAGGUGAUUGUAGAAAAGGAUGAUUGAACGAUCCCUACAGACAAGGUGCUUUUUUCAGAAAAACCGGAUUACUUGAGUCCAACUUUUAAUAACAAGAAUAAAGAACUUCAUGAAUACCAUGGAUCGUAUUGUUUCUUGAAAUAUAAGGAAAAACAUGUUUUCCAGUCUUUGUCUUCCUAUUGUGCUGCAUCUGUUUUUGACGACAACAACAAUGGCAAAUAUUUGAAACUGGUGGGGGAGUGGGGAAUGUGAAUCAUAUAGAAAACAACUGGAUAUAUUACCUGAGAAAAGGAACUUUUUGUGACCUUUACUAAUAUAUUUUACAACAUAUGCUCAAGGCUUUUAAAAUCAAUAGGUAGAAAUUGGUUUCAUUUAACAUGAUACUUACCAGUGACAUUUAUGUUUUACUUGUAAAUGAAAGCCAACACAAAAUUGUAACAAGUGAUUAAUAAUGUAUUAGAACCCCCUGAUCCAUUGUUUCAAAUUGUCGGGCAACAUUUAAGAUUAAUAGCAAUAUCUAGAAGUGUGCACAUAAUUUUCUAUGGUAACCUUUCGAUGUAAAGUAGAAACAUAAAAAUAUCCCAGUAAAUGCCACAGUUGGGAAACAUUUUCUUUUCUUUGGGGGAAGCACUGGGCUUGCUGGAGACACAGCCGAGGCUCUUGUGCAUGCCAGGUGAGUGCUCUAUGCACCUAGUGGCAUCCUCGGCUCCAGAAAAUAUUCUUGGAAGAUUUUUCUAGACUGUUGACAUUGUUUACUGAGCAAACUAACUUUUAUUUGCAUUAGUCACUCAAGGACAGCUUUCUCAAUCAUAAGGACUUUAAGAGAUUAGAAAAACUGCAGCUAUUUACUUUGCCUACUGUUUAAUGGACAUGUCUGAUCAUAUUGUUUCCAAUUUUUGGUUGAGAAAGCUGCUCUGACCCACAGAAUUACCAUAUAAAACCAUGGUGUGAUAAUCCUGUGUGGUACUUUAUAACUAAGGAUUUCUAGCUGUCAUCUGAAACAUUCAUUUUAUUCUGAAUUACACUGAGGAGCAAAAGUCUCAUGAUAAAGCCCCUGACCCCCAUGUUUAAUAGAAAGACGUACGGAGCAUGCUUCAUUUCUGCUUUCAUUAAAUAGGGUCUUUAAAGGUUUCCCUCCUAUGGUAAAGUAUACUAAUUUACUGGUUGACUUUAGAACUAAUGUAGAUGUGAUAAGAAAAGGAACCUUUUGCCUACCGAAGCUACGUAGAUACAAUUGUCGCUCUUAGUGUUCUGUCUUGUGUGUAUUUGUGGUCAACAUCUAACGCACUCUAUUCAGAUUGGCUUGUUUGUGUGGAACCGGCUCCUAUACCAAGUCUUCCUAUAGUGGUUUGGAGUUUAGAACAGUUUUGCAGAUUUGUUAUCGAUGACUUAAUUUUUUCAAGGGUGCUAUUUUUGUUACAUUGCAUUUUAUGUUUCCUCAGCUGCUGAACGUUUGAGUGAGCACUGUGUAUUAAGUCACCAAGUCUCAAAUGCUCCUCAUCAUUCUGCUCUGACACUGCUUGGUCAGUUUUCAUCUUGAACUUUUAUGAUGAAGAAUGUUCUGGGAACUUCCCCACCUUGGGUGACAUAGUGUGAGACAUUCACAUUCAUUAAAUGCCUGUCUUAUGAAAAUACCUUCAAACAUAUUUCUAAAGCAUGCAUUCGUUCAAUCUUCACUUUCUCCAAGAAGCUGCAAUACUUCCCCACUUCCAGUUAUAGACUAUCCUGAAAUAGGAAUGAUAAUCAACUUUAAUAAAAAUGAAUUCUUAA
Peromyscus eremicus (cactus mouse) is the source of this 2601-nucleotide messenger RNA. It is a transcript of the gene Hacd1, whose product is annotated as 3-hydroxyacyl-CoA dehydratase 1. Lineage: Eukaryota; Metazoa; Chordata; Mammalia; Rodentia; Cricetidae. Gene Ontology annotation, molecular function: 3-hydroxyacyl-CoA dehydratase activity. Gene Ontology annotation, cellular component: endoplasmic reticulum membrane. The record is from RefSeq and is a predicted model, not a curated record. Gene Ontology annotation, biological process: fatty acid elongation; sphingolipid biosynthetic process; very long-chain fatty acid biosynthetic process.